AUGCGGCUCUCGGUGGCGGCCGCCAUCUCGCACGGGCGCGUGUACCGGCGCCUGGGCCCGGGCCCCCGCUAUCGCCUCGACCUGCUGCGCAACCUGGUCACGGCGCUGGUGCGGCACGAGCGCAUCGAGGCGCCGUGGGCGCGCGCCGACGAGAUGCGCGGCUACGUGGAGCGGCUCAUCGACUACGCCAAGCGGGGCGACAGCGACGAGCAGGCCAUGCGCAUGGCGGACUUCUGGCUGACGGAGAAGGACCUCAUCCACAAGCUGUUCAAGGUGCUGGCGCCGCGCUACCAGCCGCACCCCGGCAAGUACACGCGCAUGCUGCAGAUCCCCAACCGCGACAGCCUCGACCGCGCCAAGAUGGCCGUCAUCGAGCUCAAGGGCAACCCCUUCCCGCCGCUCAUCCGCCCGCAGCCCGACAGCGAGAGGACGCUGCUCAACCAGCUCCUCAAGGGCUACCGGGAGGACGUGAAGCGGGCCGCGCGCGCCCCCGAGGGCACCGCCGUGUAGGGCCCCGUCCGCUUCGCCAAGGAGGCCUCAGGCAAGUGCGGGGAUGGCGCUUGGCGUGAGCC
This is a messenger RNA of Nothoprocta perdicaria, 572 nucleotides long. RefSeq names its product mitochondrial ribosomal protein L17 (gene MRPL17). Gene Ontology annotation, cellular component: mitochondrial large ribosomal subunit; ribosome. The record is from RefSeq and is a predicted model, not a curated record. Gene Ontology annotation, biological process: translation. NCBI's taxonomy places the organism in Eukaryota, Metazoa, Chordata, Aves, Tinamiformes, Tinamidae. Bases 1 to 510 code for a protein of 169 amino acids. Gene Ontology annotation, molecular function: structural constituent of ribosome. The transcript is spliced from 3 exons.